AUGUUCAGUGACGAUGAAGACUUUUCUGAUGAAGCACUCCAAUUACCCGACUCACCUGACUCAAAGUCAAAGCCAGAGAAAAACGCGGAAGAAGAAUUCCGUGAGCUGGUCAGUAAGCGAGAAAAGAUAGAGAAGAAAAUGAAUGAUGUCGAUGAACUAGCCAGGCAGGUGAAAUUUGCCAUGGAAUUACAAAAAGCGAUGACCGACUGCUACUCAAAUCGUAUAUCAACAUUUCCAAUCGAGACAGUACUCGAAUUAAGGUCUCUAUCAUCCGGAUCGCUUUUAAUAGUUUUUUCGAUAAAGAAUAAUACAGCAAAUGAAUUGAUUGACUGGACAAUAUCUGCCAGCCUCACUCCGUCAGCAUUAGCAGAGUCAAGUGAAGGCUCAUGUUCUCAGAGCAUCACAGUGGCGAGUUUGUUGCCUGGAGAAGAAUUCUCGUCGGAAGUCUUUUUCCCACAAUCUCAUUUGAAGUUGCCAUCAAUCGUUCGACUGAACCUCAAAAAGUUAGUGCAACAAAUAUGUUUUCACAACUUGAAGCUGAUUUAUUAA
Molecule: messenger RNA, 549 nt
Organism: Haemonchus placei
Lineage: Eukaryota; Metazoa; Nematoda; Chromadorea; Rhabditida; Trichostrongylidae
Source: the annotation of a GenBank genome assembly